UCCAAGAAGACAAUUCACAGAGAUUAUCGCAAUACACUGUUAUGACUUUGAACGGCCAAAGAAGCAGGUCUUUUACUUCAAAAUAUGAUGGCAGAUGGACAGUUUUACUCUUCACACUCUGCUUGUGGGGGGUUAUUUGUGCAGGAUCUAAUGCACAUUCUAGUAAAAAUCGUCCAAACGGGCAUCCUGCAAGAUGUCUUGAAAGUUCUGGAUUGACGGCUCAACCCCGAAGAAAUAAUCACCCUAGACGGCCAUGUCUUAAGGCAACAACUCAAACUCCCAUAACGGCACAUUCAAACUCAACAAUCAUAGCUCAUUCGUCUGUAGCACCUGAAAUGACACCAACAACCAAUCAUCAAUCUACAAUAUCAACUGUGACCCCCACAACGAUGUUGACUGCGACGGCACUCCGAGCAACAACAACUGCUCCAUACACUGUGCCAACUCCUAAGGAAACCACUGAACAUUCAUCAAUGUCUGUGACACCUCUGCAGAUGGCAACAUCUUCAACAACUAAAACUACAACUGCACCACUGACUACAAUCUCAACAAGCAAACCAGUCUCAACCUCUUCUAAACCUACUAACAGAGUGUCUCAAAGGACCACAACUACAUCAUCAAUAUCUACAACUCCAAGCACUGACACAUCUACAAUCUCAACUAGCAAACCAGUCUCAACCUCUUCUAAACCUACUAUCAGAGUGUCUCAAAGGACCACAACUACAUCAUCAAUAUCUAAAACUCCAAGCACUGACACCUCUACAAUCUCAACUAGCAAACCAGUCUCAACCUCUAAUAUACCUACUGUCAGAGUGUCUCAAAGGACCACACCUACAUCAUCAAUAUCUACAACUCCAAGCACUGACACAUCUACAAUCUCAACUAGCAAACCAGUCUCAACCUCUAAUAUACCUACUGUCAGAGUGUCUCAAAGGACCACAACUACAUCAUCAAUAUCUACAACUCCAAGCACUGACACCUCUACAAUCUCAACUAGCAAAACAGUCUCAACCUCUUCUAAACCUACUAUCAGAGUGUCUCAAAGGACCACAACUACAUCAUCAAUAUCUAAAACUCCAAGCACUGACACCUCUACAAUCUCAACUAGCAAACCAGUCUCAACCUCUAAUAUACCUACUGUGAGAGUGUCUCAAAGGACCACACCUACAUCAUCAAUAUCUACAACUCCAAGCACUGACACCUCUACAAUCUCAACUAGCAAAACAGUCUCAACCUCUUCUAAACCUACUAUCAGAGUGUCUCAAAGGACCACAACUACAUCAUCAAUAUCUAAAACUCCAAGCACUGACACCUCUACAAUCUCAACUAGCAAACCAGUCUCAACCUCUAAUAUUCCUACUGUCAGAGUGUCUCGAAGGACCACACCUACAUCAUCAAUAUCUACAACUCCAAGCACUGACACAUCUACAAUCUCAACUAGCAAACCAGUCUCAACCUCUUCUAAACCUACUAUCAGAGUGUCUCAAAGGACCACAACUACAUCAUCAAUAUCUACAACUCCAAGCACUGACACCUCGACAAUCUCAACUAGCAAACCAGUCUCAACCUCUAAUAUACCUACUGUCAGAGUGUCUCAAAGGACCACACCUACAUCAUCAAUAUCUACAACUCCAAGCACUGACACCUCUACAAUCUCAACUAGCAAAACAGUCUCAACCUCUUCUAAACCUACUAUCAGAGUGUCUCAAAGGACCACAACUACAUCAUCAAUAUCUACAACUCCAAGCACUGACACCUCGACAAUCUCCACUGGCAAACCAGUCUCAACCUCUAAUAUACCUACUGUCAGAGUGUCUCAAAGGACCACACCUACAUCAUCAAUAUCUACAACUCCAAGCACUGACACCUCUACAAUCUCAACUAGCAAAACAGUCUCAACCUCUUCUAAACCUACUAUCAGAGUGUCUCAAAGGACCACAACUACAUCAUCAAUAUCUACAACUCCAAGCACUGACACCUCUACAAUCUCAACUAGCAAACCAGUCUCAACCUCUAAUAUACCUACUGUCAGAGUGUCUCAAAGGACCACAACUACAUCAUCAAUAUCUACAACUCCAAGCACUGACACAUCGACAAUCUCAACUAGCAAACCAGUCUCAACCUCUAAUAUACCUACUGUCAGAGUGCCUCAAAGGACCACAACUACAUCAUCAAUAUCUUCAACUCCAAGCACUGACACCUCUACAAUCUCAACUAGCAAACCAGUCUCAACCUCUAAUAUACCUACUGUCAGAGUGUCUCAAAGGACCACAACUACAUCAUCAAUAUCUACAACUCCAAGCACUGACACCUCGACAAUCUCAACUAGCAAACCAGUCUCGACCUCUAAUAUUCCUACUGUCAGAGUGUCUCGAAGGACCACAACUACAUCAUCAAUAUCUACAACUCCAAGCACUGACACCUCUACAAUCUCAACUAGCAAACCAGUCUCAACCUCUAAUAUACCUACUAUCAGAGUGUCUCGAAGGACCACAACUACAUCAUCAAUAUCUACAACUCCAAGCACUGACACCUCGACAAUCUCAACUAGCAAACCAGUCUCAACCUCUAAUAUUCCUACUGUCAGAGUGUCUCGAAGGACCACAACUACAUCAUCAAUAUCUACAACUCCAAGCACUGACACCUCUACAAUCUCAACUAGCAAACCAGUCUCAACCUCUAAUAUUCCUACUGUCAGAGUGUCUCGAAGGACCACAACUACAUCAUCAAUAUCUACAACUCCAAGCACUGACACCUCUACAAUCUCAACUAGCAAACCAGUCUCAACCUCUAAUAUACCUACUGUCAGAGUGUCUCGAAGGACCACAACUACAUCAUCAAUAUCUACAACUCCAAGCACUGACACCUCUACAAUCUCAACUAGCAAACCAGUCUCAACCUCUAAUAUUCCUACUGUCAGAGUGUCUCGAAGGACCACAACUACAUCAUCAAUAUCUACAACUCCAAGCACUGACACCUCUACAAUCUCAACUAGCAAACCAGUCUCAACCUCUAAUAUACCUACUGUCAGAGUGUCUCAAAGGACCACAACUACAUCAUCAAUAUCUACAACUCCAAGCAUUGACACCCCAACAAUCUCAACAAUCUCAACUAGCAAACCAGUCUCAACCUCUUCUAAACCUACUAUCAAAGUGUCUCAAAAAAACACACCUACAUCAUUAACACUUACAACUGCAAAAACGGCCAACCCUACAAUUAUUUAUUCAACUUCAGUAACUACACUUUCAACAAACACACCUAGUACAUUACUUACUUCAUCCAGCACUACAUCUGCAUGUCCAACUACCUUGUAUUCAGAACCAGUGAUAAUACAUAAAACAUCUAAUGUAAAUUCAAAUCAAAAUUUACCAACCAGCACAUCUGGUUCAGCAGUGGUGACAGGCACACUGCGAUUUAAUUCAUCAACUCCUGUCCCUAGUGAAGCUCUGGUCUUAAAAGCUCUCAUGGAACUAAGGAACGCUAGAGAGUCACAACUCCAUGAAUCAGUAAAGCUGCUAAAUGUCACAUAUGAAAAAAUCUCAGAAACAUCCUAUGAGUUGAAAUUAUCAUUUGCUGUGAGUAACUUCACCAUGUCAGUGAUUCCAGAGGAAAGAAACGACAUCUUGAAAAAUCUGCAGGAAAUUGUCAAUAAUGCAGUGAACACUCUUCUGAAUGAGCCUGGCAAACCACUUAUGAAGCCCAACUCCACCGACUUCCAGAGCCUGUUACACCAAAUAAAAGGCACCUUGAAUUACAUAUUCCAAGAUGGAGAAGCCAUUCAACCUGUCAGCUUCCUUCUAAAGCUCCAGUCACCCAUGGUAUCGUCCACUACAUCAGUACCACCAUUGACAAGAUCUUUAAAUCUUGUACCUGGUUCAGCAGUGGUGAAAAGCGUAUUACAGUUCAGCUCCUCAUCUCCAGUCCCCAGUGAAGCUCUGGUCCUGAAUGCUAUCAGUGAUCUCCUGAUUGAAAGACAAGCAAAACUCAAUGACUCAGUCAAACUGACAAAUUACACUUAUGAGAAAAUCUCAGAAACCUCAUAUAAUGUGAUAUUAACAUUUGCUGUGAGUAACAUCACCAUGCCAGUGGAUCCUGAGAAAAGAAACGAGACCUUGAAAAAUCUGCAGGACAUUGUCAAUAAUGCAGUGAACAUUAUUCUGAAUGAGCCUGGCAAACCACUUUUGAAGCCCAACUCCACCGACUUCCAGAGCCUGUCAGACCAAAUAAAUGGCACCUUGAAUUACAGCAUCCAAGAUGGAGAAGGCAUACAACCUGUCAGCUUCCUUCUAAAGCUACAGUCACCCAUGGUAUCGUCCACCACAUCAGUACCACCAUUGACAACAUCUUUAAAUCUCGUACCUGGUUCAGCAGUGGUGAAAAGCGUAUUACAGUUCAGCUCCUCAUCUCCAGUCCCCAGUGAAGCUCUGGUCCUGAAUGCUAUCAGUGAUCUCCUGAUUGAAAGACAAGCAAAACUCAAUGACUCAGUCAAACUGACAAAUUACACUUAUGAGAAAAUCUCAGAAACCUCAUAUAAUGUGAUAUUAACAUUUGCUGUGAGCAACAUCACCAUGCCAGUGGAUCCUGAGCAAAGAAACGACACCUUGAAAAAUCUGCAGGACAUUGUCAAUAAUGCAGUGAACAUUAUUCUGAAUGAGCCUGGCAAACCACUUUUGAAGCCCAACUCCACCGACUUCCAGAGCCUGACAGACCAAAUAAAUGGCACCUUGAAUUACAUAUUCCAAGAUGGAGAAGCCAUUCAACCUGUCAGCUUCCUUCUAAAGCUCCAGUCACCCAUGGUAUCGUCCACUACAUCAGUAGCACCAUUGACAACAUCUUUAAAUCUUGUACCUGGUUCAGCAGUGGUGAAAAGCGUAUUACAGUUCAGCUCCUCAUCUCCAGUCCCCAGUGAAGCUCUGGUCCUGAAUGCUAUCAGUGAUCUCCUGAUUGAAAGACAAGCAAAACUCAAUGACUCAGUCAAACUGACAAAUUACACUUAUGAGAAAAUCUCAGAAACCUCAUAUAAUGUGAUAUUAACAUUUGCUGUGAGUAACAUCACCAUGCCAGUGGAUCUUGAGAAAAGAAACGACACCUUGAAAAAUCUGCAGGACUUUGUCAAUAAUGCAGUGAACAUUAUUCUGAAUGAGCCUGGCAAACCACUUUUGAAGCCCAACUCCACCGACUUCCAGAGCCUGUCAGACCAAAUAAAUGGCACCUUGAAUUACAUAUUCCAAGAUGGAGAAGCCAUUCAACCUGUCAGCUUCCUUCUAAAGCUCCAGUCACCCAUGGUAUCGUCCACUACAUCAGUACCACCAUUGACAACAUCUUUAAAUCUUGUACCUGGUUCAGCAGUGGUGAAAAGCGUAUUACAGUUCAGCUCCUCAUCUCCAGUCCCCAGUGAAGCUCUGGUCCUGAAUGCUAUCAGUGAUCUCCUGAUUGAAAGACAAGCAAAACUCAAUGACUCAGUCAAACUGACAAAUUACACUUAUGAGAAAAUCUCAGAAACCUCAUAUAAUGUGAUAUUAACAUUUGCUGUGAGUAACAUCACCAUGCCAGUGGAUCCUGAGAAAAGAAACGAGACCUUGAAAAAUCUGCAGGACAUUGUCAAUAAUGCAGUGAACAUUAUUCUGAAUGAGCCUGGCAAACCACUUUUGAAGCCCAACUCCACCGACUUCCAGAGCCUGUCAGACCAAAUAAAUGGCACCUUGAAUUACAGCAUCCAAGAUGGAGAAGGCAUACAACCUGUCAGCUUCCUUCUAAAGCUCCAGUCACCCAUGGUAUCGUCCACUACAUCAGUAGCACCAUUGACAACUUCUUUAAAUCUUGUACCUGGUUCAGCAGUGGUGAAAAGCGUAUUACAGUUCAGCUCCUCAUCUCCAGUCCCCAGUGAAGCUCUGGUCCUGAAUGCUAUCAGUGAUCUCCUGAUUGAAAGACAAGCAAAACUCAAUGACUCAGUCAAACUGACAAAUUACACUUAUGAGAAAAUCUCAGAAACCUCAUAUAAUGUGAUAUUAACAUUUGCUGUGAGUAACAUCACCAUGCCAGUGGAUCCUGAGAAAAGAAACGAGACCUUGAAAAAUCUGCAGGACAUUGUCAAUAAUGCAGUGAACAUUAUUCUGAAUGAGCCUGGCAAACCACUUUUGAAGCCCAACUCCACCGACUUCCAGAGCCUGUCAGACCAAAUAAAUGGCACCUUGAAUUACAGCAUCCAAGAUGGAGAAGGCAUACAACCUGUCAGCUUCCUUCUAAAGCUCCAGUCACCCAUGGUAUCGUCCACCACAUCAGUACCACCAUUGACAACAUCUUUAAAUCUUGUACCUGGUUCAGCAGUGGUGAAAAGCGUAUUACAGUUCAGCUCCUCAUCUCCAGUCCCCAGUGAAGCUCUGGUCCUGAAUGCUAUCAGUGAUCUCCUGAUUGAAAGACAAGCAAAACUCAAUGACUCAGUCAAACUGACAAAUUACACUUAUGAGAAAAUCUCAGAAACCUCAUAUAAUGUGAUAUUAACAUUUGCUGUGAGCAACAUCACCAUGCCAGUGGAUCCUGAGCAAAGAAACGACACCUUGAAAAAUCUGCAGGACAUUGUCAAUAAUGCAGUGAACAUUAUUCUGAAUGAGCCUGGCAAACCACUUUUGAAGCCCAACUCCACCGACUUCCAGAGCCUGACAGACCAAAUAAAUGGCACCUUGAAUUACAUAUUCCAAGAUGGAGAAGCCAUUCAACCUGUCAGCUUCCUUCUAAAGCUCCAGUCACCCAUGGUAUCGUCCACUACAUCAGUACCACCAUUGACAACAUCUUUAAAUCUUGUACCUGGUUCAGCAGUGGUGAAAAGCGUAUUACAGUUCAGCUCCUCAUCUCCAGUCCCCAGUGAAGCUCUGGUCCUGAAUGCUAUCAGUGAUCUCCUGAUUGAAAGACAAGCAAAACUCAAUGACUCAGUCAAACUGACAAAUUACACUUAUGAGAAAAUCUCAGAAACCUCAUAUAAUGUGAUAUUAACAUUUGCUGUGAGUAACAUCACCAUGCCAGUGGAUCCUGAGAAAAGAAACGAGACCUUGAAAAAUCUGCAGGACAUUGUCAAUAAUGCAGUGAACAUUAUUCUGAAUGAGCCUGGCAAACCACUUUUGAAGCCCAACUCCACCGACUUCCAGAGCCUGUCAGACCAAAUAAAUGGCACCUUGAAUUACAGCAUCCAAGAUGGAGAAGGCAUACAACCUGUCAGCUUCCUUCUAAAGCUCCAGUCACCCAUGGUAUCGUCCACUACAUCAGUAGCACCAUUGACAACUUCUUUAAAUCUUGUACCUGGUUCAGCAGUGGUGAAAAGCGUAUUACAGUUCAGCUCCUCAUCUCCAGUCCCCAGUGAAGCUCUGGUCCUGAAUGCUAUCAGUGAUCUCCUGAUUGAAAGACAAGCAAAACUCAAUGACUCAGUCAAACUGACAAAUUACACUUAUGAGAAAAUCUCAGAAACCUCAUAUAAUGUGAUAUUAACAUUUGCUGUGAGUAACAUCACCAUGCCAGUGGAUCCUGAGAAAAGAAACGAGACCUUGAAAAAUCUGCAGGACAUUGUCAAUAAUGCAGUGAACAUUAUUCUGAAUGAGCCUGGCAAACCACUUUUGAAGCCCAACUCCACCGACUUCCAGAGCCUGUCAGACCAAAUAAAUGGCACCUUGAAUUACAUAUUCCAAGAUGGAGAAGCCAUUCAACCUGUCAGCUUCCUUCUAAAGCUCCAGUCACCCAUGGUAUCGUCCACUACAUCAGUACCACCAUUGACAACAUCUUUAAAUCUUGUACCUGGUUCAGCAGUGGUGAAAAGCGUAUUACAGUUCAGCUCCUCAUCUCCAGUCCCCAGUGAAGCUCUGGUCCUGAAUGCUAUCAGUGAUCUCCUGAUUGAAAGACAAGCAAAACUCAAUGACUCAGUCAAACUGACAAAUUACACUUAUGAGAAAAUCUCAGAAACCUCAUAUAAUGUGAUAUUAACAUUUGCUGUGAGUAACAUCACCAUGCCAGUGGAUCUUGAGAAAAGAAACGACACCUUGAAAAAUCUGCAGGACAUUGUCAAUAAUGCAGUGAACAUUAUUCUGAAUGAGCCUGGCAAACCACUUUUGAAGCCCAACUCCACCGACUUCCAGAGCCUGUCAGACCAAAUAAAUGGCACCUUGAAUUACAGCAUCCAAGAUGGAGAAGGCAUACAACCUGUCAGCUUCCUUCUAAAGCUACAGUCACCCAUGGUAUCGUCCACCACAUCAGUACCACCAUUGACAACAUCUUUAAAUCUCGUACCUGGUUCAGCAGUGGUGAAAAGCGUAUUACAGUUCAGCUCCUCAUCUCCAGUCCCCAGUGAAGCUCUGGUCCUGAAUGCUAUCAGUGAUCUCCUGAUUGAAAGACAAGCAAAACUCAAUGACUCAGUCAAACUGACAAAUUACACUUAUGAGAAAAUCUCAGAAACCUCAUAUAAUGUGAUAUUAACAUUUGCUGUGAGUAACAUCACCAUGCCAGUGGAUCCUGAGAAAAGAAACGAGACCUUGAAAAAUCUGCAGGACAUUGUCAAUAAUGCAGUGAACAUUAUUCUGAAUGAGCCUGGCAAACCACUUUUGAAGCCCAACUCCACCGACUUCCAGAGCCUGUCAGACCAAAUAAAUGGCACCUUGAAUUACAGCAUCCAAGAUGGAGAAGGCAUACAACCUGUCAGCUUCCUUCUAAAGCUACAGUCACCCAUGGUAUCGUCCACCACAUCAGUACCACCAUUGACAACAUCUUUAAAUCUCGUACCUGGUUCAGCAGUGGUGAAAAGCGUAUUACAGUUCAGCUCCUCAUCUCCAGUCCCCAGUGAAGCUCUGGUCCUGAAUGCUAUCAGUGAUCUCCUGAUUGAAAGACAAGCAAAACUCAAUGACUCAGUCAAACUGACAAAUUACACUUAUGAGAAAAUCUCAGAAACCUCAUAUAAUGUGAUAUUAACAUUUGCUGUGAGCAACAUCACCAUGCCAGUGGAUCCUGAGCAAAGAAACGACACCUUGAAAAAUCUGCAGGACAUUGUCAAUAAUGCAGUGAACAUUAUUCUGAAUGAGCCUGGCAAACCACUUUUGAAGCCCAACUCCACCGACUUCCAGAGCCUGACAGACCAAAUAAAUGGCACCUUGAAUUACAUAUUCCAAGAUGGAGAAGCCAUUCAACCUGUCAGCUUCCUUCUAAAGCUCCAGUCACCCAUGGUAUCGUCCACUACAUCAGUACCACCAUUGACAACAUCUUUAAAUCUUGUACCUGGUUCAGCAGUGGUGAAAAGCGUAUUACAGUUCAGCUCCUCAUCUCCAGUCCCCAGUGAAGCUCUGGUCCUGAAUGCUAUCAGUGAUCUCCUGAUUGAAAGACAAGCAAAACUCAAUGACUCAGUCAAACUGACAAAUUACACUUAUGAGAAAAUCUCAGAAACCUCAUAUAAUGUGAUAUUAACAUUUGCUGUGAGUAACAUCACCAUGCCAGUGGAUCCUGAGAAAAGAAACGAGACCUUGAAAAAUCUGCAGGACAUUGUCAAUAAUGCAGUGAACAUUAUUCUGAAUGAGCCUGGCAAACCACUUUUGAAGCCCAACUCCACCGACUUCCAGAGCCUGUCAGACCAAAUAAAUGGCACCUUGAAUUACAGCAUCCAAGAUGGAGAAGGCAUACAACCUGUCAGCUUCCUUCUAAAGCUCCAGUCACCCAUGGUAUCGUCCACCACAUCAGUACCACCAUUGACAACAUCUUUAAAUCUUGUACCUGGUUCAGCAGUGGUGAAAAGCGUAUUACAGUUCAGCUCCUCAUCUCCAGUCCCCAGUGAAGCUCUGGUCCUGAAUGCUAUCAGUGAUCUCCUGAUUGAAAGACAAGCAAAACUCAAUGACUCAGUCAAACUGACAAAUUACACUUAUGAGAAAAUCUCAGAAACCUCAUAUAAUGUGAUAUUAACAUUUGCUGUGAGUAACAUCACCAUGCCAGUGGAUCCUGAGAAAAGAAACGAGACCUUGAAAAAUAUGCAGGACAUUGUCAAUAAUGCAGUGAACAUUAUUCUGAAUGAGCCUGGCAAACCACUUUUGAAGCCCAACUCCACCGACUUCCAGAGCCUGUCAGACCAAAUAAAUGGCACCUUGAAUUACAGCAUCCAAGAUGGAGAAGGCAUACAACCUGUCAGCUUCCUUCUAAAGCUACAGUCACCCAUGGUAUCGUCCACCACAUCAGUACCACCAUUGACAACAUCUUUAAAUCUCGUACCUGGUUCAGCAGUGGUGAAAAGCGUAUUACAGUUCAGCUCCUCAUCUCCAGUCCCCAGUGAAGCUCUGGUCCUGAAUGCUAUCAGUGAUCUCCUGAUUGAAAGACAAGCAAAACUCAAUGACUCAGUCAAACUGACAAAUUACACUUAUGAGAAAAUCUCAGAAACCUCAUAUAAUGUGAUAUUAACAUUUGCUGUGAGUAACAUCACCAUGCCAGUGGAUCCUGAGAAAAGAAACGAGACCUUGAAAAAUCUGCAGGACAUUGUCAAUAAUGCAGUGAACAUUAUUCUGAAUGAGCCUGGCAAACCACUUUUGAAGCCCAACUCCACCGACUUCCAGAGCCUGUCAGACCAAAUAAAUGGCACCUUGAAUUACAGCAUCCAAGAUGGAGAAGGCAUACAACCUGUCAGCUUCCUUCUAAAGCUCCAGUCACCCAUGGUAUCGUCCACCACAUCAGUACCACCAUUGACAACAUCUUUAAAUCUUGUACCUGGUUCAGCAGUGGUGAAAAGCGUAUUACAGUUCAGCUCCUCAUCUCCAGUCCCCAGUGAAGCUCUGGUCCUGAAUGCUAUCAGUGAUCUCCUGAUUGAAAGACAAGCAAAACUCAAUGACUCAGUCAAACUGACAAAUUACACUUAUGAGAAAAUCUCAGAAACCUCAUAUAAUGUGAUAUUAACAUUUGCUGUGAGUAACAUCACCAUGCCAGUGGAUCCUGAGAAAAGAAACGAGACCUUGAAAAAUAUGCAGGACAUUGUCAAUAAUGCAGUGAACAUUAUUCUGAAUGAGCCUGGCAAACCACUUUUGAAGCCCAACUCCACCGACUUCCAGAGCCUGUCAGACCAAAUAAAUGGCACCUUGAAUUACAGCAUCCAAGAUGGAGAAGGCAUACAACCUGUCAGCUUCCUUCUAAAGCUACAGUCACCCAUGGUAUCGUCCACCACAUCAGUACCACCAUUGACAACAUCUUUAAAUCUCGUACCUGGUUCAGCAGUGGUGAAAAGCGUAUUACAGUUCAGCUCCUCAUCUCCAGUCCCCAGUGAAGCUCUGGUCCUGAAUGCUAUCAGUGAUCUCCUGAUUGAAAGACAAGCAAAACUCAAUGACUCAGUCAAACUGACAAAUUACACUUAUGAGAAAAUCUCAGAAACCUCAUAUAAUGUGAUAUUAACAUUUGCUGUGAGUAACAUCACCAUGCCAGUGGAUCUUGAGAAAAGAAACGACACCUUGAAAAAUCUGCAGGACAUUGUCAAUAAUGCAGUGAACAUUAUUCUGAAUGAGCCUGGCAAACCACUUUUGAAGCCCAACUCCACCGACUUCCAGAGCCUGUCAGACCAAAUAAAUGGCACCUUGAAUUACAUAUUCCAAGAUGGAGAAGCCAUUCAACCUGUCAGCUUCCUUCUAAAGCUCCAGUCACCCAUGGUAUCGUCCACUACAUCAGUACCACCAUUGACAACAUCUGAAAACCUUGUAUUUGGUUCAGCAGUGGUGAAAAGCAUAUUACAGUUCAACUCCUCAUCUCCAGUCCCCAGUGAAGCUCUGGUCCUGAAAGCUAUAAUUGAUCUCUGGAAUGAAAGACAAGCACAACUCAAUGCCUCAGUCAACCUGACAGAUUACACUUAUGAGAAAAUCUCAGAAACCUCAUAUAAUGUGAUAUUAACAUUUGCUGUGAGUAACAUCACCAUGCCGAUGGAUCCUAAGCAAAGAAAUAACCCCCAUAAAAAUCUGGAGGAUAUGGUCAAAUAUGCAGUGAACAUUGUACUGAAUGACCCUGGAAAUACUACUUUGAUCCCCGUUUUAACCAAUUUCCAGAACUCAUAUAACCUAAUAAAUGGUUCUUUGAAUUACAUCAUACAAGAAGGAGAAAGUAUACAACCAGUCAGCUACCUACAAAAGCUCCAGUCACUCAUGGCUAUUACUCCAACGACAAAGGGAACUCCGCUUGCAAGAGUGAUUAUUAAAAUUAGGUUGGUGUUUAUCACAGUGGGCACCUUUCCGAGUGAGAGCAUUGUUAUGCAGUUAGCUCAGACUUAUCUAGAGCCAAGCCUCAGAACCAAACGAAGCACACAUAUUCUGAAGGAAGAUGUGAAAUUUGUGAAUGUCACAUAUGAGGGAAUUUCUGACAAGGAAUUUGCCCUCAAUUUCGAAUAUCGAAUCGACAAUCAGAAUAAUAAGACAAUGAUUAAUGACCCUGUUAUCAAGAAUGAGACAUUGAUAUCAAUUCAGCAAUCUAUAGAUGAAUUGUUGAACAGGAUCUUAAAUGCCCCCUCAACUAAGGAUUUUAAAUUCAAACAAGCCAGUUUCACGGAUAACGGAACCGUGAUUCUGGCCAAUAUAGAGUAUAUUUUCUUAGACAGUGACAUCACAACACCUAGCAUAUUUGUUAGAGAACUUAGAAAUGCUGCAGCUGCAGCUGCAACCACCUUUUCCCCCACGGUGAUAAACACUUCAGGACCAAACAACAGCACUAGUCUAGCAUGGAUCGUGGCUAUAAUUGUACCUUGUGCUAUAGCCAUCCUUCUUAUACCUUGCUGGAUUUUGCUUUGUUGUUUGCUCUGUGGUUGUUGUGCAGCAGUAAGGCAACGCUGGGAAAGAAGGCGGUCAUACAACAUACGUUACUAUAUUCACAACCUCUAAAAAGUUCAGAUACAAAAACUAAAAAUCAAAACUAAAAUCCUUUUACAUGUGUUAAAAAUACAUUUCCUGUAUUGCUGUGCAUUCAGGACGUCUACAAGACUGUAAUUGAUGUGACUUUAUUUUUUGCUACUAAAGGAUUUAUUUAUUUAAUAAUUAUGUCUUGUAAAUUACUAUUGAUCUUGUUGUUUAAAUAAUUAUUUAUUUAACUGUGUAUUUAAAACAUGUAUUUAGGGCGACAAAUGUAAAGUGUGUUUAUGAUAACACUUUAUUUACAUAACAAAAAAGCACUUUAUCUACCUAACAAAAACAUACAAAUUUCUAGCUAUUAUUCAUGUGUGUAAUGUAUUGUAACCUUAACAAAAGUCGCAAAUAGAUCAAAAAAGCAUUAACAUGUGCAAAGAGAACAGAGGAAAAUACACCACAAUGCCACUUUACAAGAUUUAAGUUCAUGUUAUUUAAAAAGCUUCGUUUAGAUACAUGCUAUAAUUUAAAAAUGCCAAAUCUGUUAAUUUGACAUGGGACAUGUGGACACCUAUGAAUUCGGAAGCAUUUCUCACAAUAACUUUCAUCGGCCAUAAAUCCAAGAUAUUUACAGUUGUUCUUGGAGUUCAAAAUUUUUGUAGCAUCUACACAGCGGAGCAUUUUACCAGCCACAUUUGUGCAAUGUGAAAUAUGUUAAGAAAUUCUGUGCAAAGAAAUGAACCAUUUAUCUCAAAUAAAAAUGAAUAAUGACAUAUCGA
This is a messenger RNA of Triplophysa dalaica, 13597 nucleotides long. RefSeq names its product serine-rich adhesin for platelets-like. NCBI's taxonomy places the organism in Eukaryota, Metazoa, Chordata, Actinopteri, Cypriniformes, Nemacheilidae. The transcript is spliced from 97 exons. Bases 42 to 12857 code for a protein of 4271 amino acids. The record is from RefSeq and is a predicted model, not a curated record.